AUGGUCGCUAUUAAGGACAGUCCAGGAUUGGGCAGUGCAGCGGUACAAGCAGUCAACUCCCUGCUUCCCAGCAGUCCAAAAAAUGGGAAAAAUGGGGGAGAAGGAAAGAUAAAUGGAGAAACAUCGUCUGGAGCAAAUAGCAGUAGUGGACGCAGAAGCCCCGCAAGCCGUCCAACAGGCCAGAUCAACAGAAGCGCAUCGGUCAAGAGCCUGAAUCCGCUGAAAAAAAUAUUUCAUAGGUCGCAAUCGCACCACGAAUCCGUCGAGCGGACCAGAGCGGACCGGUCUCCGCUAAGUGCGGACCAGAAGUCUCGAAACCGAAGCUCCAGUUUUUUGCAACGCAUGCAUCCACAGCACCAUGGUGCCACGGGCGCCACAGGGCUCGCUCCAUCCCAACAGCAUUCGGGCCAGCACCGGGAGCUUUCAAAACAGCCGUCGUCGCAAAUGCUGAACGGACCGAAAUCCCAUAAUGUGAAUCCGUUUUUAACGUCGCGAGCAAACGGGUUUGAUUCUCCGUUCAGUGCACUUGGUCGUGGUACGGAUAUCGCUGCUCCACGGCAGUCGUACAUGAAUGGAUCGAACCCGAUGUCGCGCAAAACCUCGUCCAACGAGUCUAAUAUGGUGUACAACCCAUACGGUACACUUUCCAAAAAAAACACAUCGAGUUCACAACACGAUUUGUCUUUCUAUCUGCACGACGGUAAAGAAGAGUUGCCCUUGCUGCCUACGCCGUUAAAGGAUCCAAAUGAAUACCUCCCGGAGGGCUAUAAACAGUACAGCGUGCAAUUAGCCGACAAUUUUACAUAUCCGGAAAGAAAUUCGGCGGACGAUUUGCAUCUUGGUUCUGGUGGAUCGAGCGAAGUACGCACAGUGCGGUCUGCGUUCCACAAGAAAGAAUUGUAUGCGUUGAAGAAAUUCAAGCUUUUGAGGAAUGAAAAGGCUGAUCACUUUUACGAGCGUUGUUCUAAAGAAUUUAUCAUGGCCAAGCGAUUGAGCAAAAAUCCUCAUAUUGCUAAUACUUUCUAUUUGGUGAAAGUCUCCACAACCACUUUUAUGACCCGAGGAUGGGCUUUCAUCAUGGAAUAUUGCCCUGGUGGAGACUUGUACAGUUUAAUCACUCGGCCUGAUUGGAGAAAAAGGUCGCUCAAGGAGAAAUUCGAUUACUGGAGACAAAUUGUAGAGGGUAUUCAUUUCAUUCAUACGCAAGGCGUGGUGCAUCGAGACAUAAAGCCAGAAAACGUGCUCAUCACUCAAGGUGGGUGGGCUAAACUUACGGAUUUUGGCAUCUCCGAUUGGGGCCAUGAGGAUCCUGACGAUUUGAGUAGUCCCAUAAAAUUGUUCGACACCUACGUGGGAUCCCCACCAUAUACUUCCCCCGAGGUAAUGUGCUUCAAUGACGAGAAUGCUACCAAGCAAGAUAAAAUGCCGUAUGAUGCUCACAAGAUGGAUUGUUGGGCAUUGGGGGUAAUUCUUUUCACCUUGGUAUACCAAAAUACCCCAUUUGUGGAAGCGUACAAAACAGAUUCGAAAUUCAGGUCGUACGUUCUUUCUUAUGAUAAUUUUGUCGAUCACAACAACCCACAAUUCAAAAAAUCGGGGAUUUACAAGCCUGGACCAGGAAGUGAAUUUCAGUAUGGGCGCGAAUUCCAAAAUACUGGUGCCUCAAGAGUGGCAUGGCGACUUGCAGAUCCCAACCCAAAAACAAGAUACACAAUGGACGAUAUUUUAGCCGACCCGUGGUGGGCUCAGAUCUCAGAAGGUAUCAGUGAACCAACGGAUGCUGUUCCAAAACUACCAGAAUUGAGAAAUUCCAGUUAUGACAGUAGUGGGGAUAGAACGGCCUCGCGGUCGGCUGCCAAUUCGGAAGAGGACCUUGUGAUGCAUACAUCGAAUCCUUUUUUGAAUCACAAUCAAUCAAAAGCCAAAUCGAAAUCAAUGCUCUCUAUUGCGGAAGUUCGUCCUGCGGCAGUCUCCGGAUCAUCGCCUCGUGGUAAUGAAUCGCUGGCGACCCUAAAUGAGGAUAAGGCAGUUGAGGCAGAAGAUAAUUUUGUAGACGCUUCGGCCGCGGGACUUGGAGAUGCAGUCAAGACUUCAUCAACCGAGAAAACUGGAGCUGAAUCAGCAGAUGAGAUGGGUGCUCCGGCCGCUGCUGAUUUUGUAAAUCAAGGAAGUCUGAGUCAGUUGUCGCUGCGAGACUCUCGAGAUGUAAAGUAG
Messenger RNA from Lachancea lanzarotensis, 2214 nucleotides. RefSeq names its product LALA0S07e03950g1_1 (gene PTK2). Gene Ontology annotation, molecular function: protein serine/threonine kinase activity; ATP binding. NCBI's taxonomy places the organism in Eukaryota, Fungi, Ascomycota, Saccharomycetes, Saccharomycetales, Saccharomycetaceae. The transcript has a single exon. Gene Ontology annotation, biological process: protein phosphorylation; intracellular signal transduction. Gene Ontology annotation, cellular component: nucleus. Bases 1 to 2214 code for a protein of 737 amino acids. The record is from RefSeq and is a predicted model, not a curated record.